Bactrocera latifrons is the source of this 1149-nucleotide messenger RNA. RefSeq names its product cell wall protein DAN4. Bases 51 to 833 code for a protein of 260 amino acids. The record is from RefSeq and is a predicted model, not a curated record. The transcript has 3 exons. NCBI's taxonomy places the organism in Eukaryota, Metazoa, Arthropoda, Insecta, Diptera, Tephritidae.
AAUAAAGAAAACAUAUUUUAAUAAAAAAAAAAAACAACAAUAAAUACAAAAUGCAACAAAUUAAAAGUAUAAGAAAACUGACGGGCUUUCUGUUGCUUGCGUGCAUAGUACAAGCAUGCCACAGCGCCACAGUCACCUCCACCACACCACUCAUGUGUUAUGUUUGCGAGAAUUGUGUGAAGGUUACAAAAGAAACACCACUAGUAGCAUGCGAUGCGGAAUUCUUCGAACAGAGCAGCACCACACUCGCAACCACCACAGAGUCCAGCACGACCACAACAGCUGAGCCAACAACGGACAGCACAACCACCACCACACUCGGAACAACACUCGCCACAACAACCACAGGCAAUACCGAGGUGACAACCACCGAAGGCAGCACUACCGAAGCAGUGCCGACAGCACCCACUGUGGGUCCGCCAACAACCGUACCCACACCACCUGAUGUGGGCACCAUUGCUGCUGAUUUUUUGCUCACUACUGAAGUGACCGUCGGCAAUAACUUCAUUGAUGUGACUGUUGGUAAUAACAGCACCGAGAGUACUGUCGCCCAUGAAGCAUCCAAAGCGUUGCCGCUAGUUGGCGACAGUUACUCCUACCACUGCUUUAGUGUACAAAAGAAAGUUAACGGCAGUGCGCAGAUGGACCGUGGCUGCGCGCGCGUUACCACUAUGGAGAGCGUUUGCGGUCAGCUGAAGGCGCAGAAUAACGGCACUGAAGUGAGCAAGUGCGUACCCUGCUCGAAUAACAGUUGUAACGGCAGCAGCGCGCUUGGCGUUUCGUUGGGCGUCUUGAUAUUCACCUUGAUUGCUGCACUGCUGAGCCGACAAUAAAGCAUCGUGUUGUGCUCGUAAAAGCCGUUAGUGGCACAAAAUCAGCAAAUAACAGCGUGUGUGUAGUGAAGUUAACGGUAUUUUAAACCAAAUAAACAAACAUUUUACAAACUGUACAGAGGAAAGUGAAAAGACAUACAUACAUACAUACAUAUAUUUAAAGAUGUUUACAAAUAAUUUAGUUUGUAUUUGAAAUUAAGUACGAAAAUCAUGCAAAUCGAAAUAUUUAAAUUUAGAAUUUUACCAAAAUCCUUAUUGUUACCUAUAUUUUAAUUUUUUUCCUAGGUUAACAAAUAAUUUUUACAAAAUAAAAAAU